AUGGGCGGAGGAGGAAAGAUCCCGUAUGAGAAAUACCCCAAGCACGUCUGGUCGCCGGCCGGUGGUUGGUACGCCCAACCCGCCAACUGGAAAGCCAACACGGCCGUCGUAGGCCUCGCCCUCGGCAGCAUCGUCGGCAUGGCCUGGAUGCUCAGCGCAAACCGCGAAUACCGCGACAAGAUGCCCGAACGCCACCGAUUCUUCCCCAGCCGAUACUGGACCAAACAGAUUCGGGAACACGAGCGGAAACAAGACCAGAGCAUCAUCGAGAAGACUCUUGAAGGUUAG
Molecule: messenger RNA, 288 nt
Organism: Alternaria ethzedia
Lineage: Eukaryota; Fungi; Ascomycota; Dothideomycetes; Pleosporales; Pleosporaceae
Exons: 3
Coding region: 1-288 (95 amino acids)
Source: RefSeq, a predicted model, not a curated record